Molecule: messenger RNA, 4401 nt
Organism: Lymnaea stagnalis (great pond snail)
Lineage: Eukaryota; Metazoa; Mollusca; Gastropoda; Lymnaeidae
Source: the annotation of a GenBank genome assembly
CAGUGAUUGAAUGAUAUAACUUCUUGGUGUGACACUAGUUGUCACAAACGUUAUUCAGCGACUAGUUGUCAAGCAUAUCUUACAGUUCUUAUGAAACAGUAGUGUCCCAACUGUGUCAUUAUCAAACAUAGUCUUAGGCUUAGUACGUUUCAAACGUGUUGGAUUAUCCAAAAAUUAUACAAUUCCGUGCUUGUUACGCCAGUGCGCUUAUGAAAGCAUAGGACUAAUCAGACUUCAGUAGUAACAGACAACGCCAAGGCCUAAUCUACUCAAACACAAAACAGUACACACACCAUCAUGGAAUUUUUGUCAGCUCUGCAAAAGGCUGUCCAAAUGGGACUCACAAAAGAAGAGUUUAUUCCGUUAUGGAACCACGAAAUGAAACAAAGAGUAUCAAACAGUCAGGGAGGAGUUCCAGUACACCAUGUGGAGGUAGGUCAUUUAAAUGCAAAAAAAAAAAUGGAGAUCAGAUGGAGUUUUUAGAUCUGAUAAAUGACAACUCCUGAUUUGCCGAUAUGUUCAACUUUCAUUUUAUUAUUAUUGGUUGUCCGCACGUGUAGAAGACCAAGAGUUUGAGGAGUAGCUUUGACUUGGGCUGCAUUGUGUUUGAAGUGAGGGAGAGUUGCUCUAUUUGAUGGCCUUGCAAGACUUAACCAAGACGACUGGAAAUAGACCAGGAUGCUGUACAUAAAUGACCAGCAGUGUGUGUGUGUGUGUGUCUUCGGGACUCCAUCUCCUGGUUUGAAUUCAGAGUUUGCUUUCUCUUUGAUGAGUUGCCACAAAAACGAGUCAUCAUCCACCCAGGGUGCUGGUGAAGUUUUUGCUGUGGGUAUUGAGUUUAAGUCCACUAUAUAAGCUUGGGCUUGGGAUUGGCUCAGUGUAGACUGUUCGGCCACCCAACACCUACUAUAAUAUAAUGUAGAGAAGAUGCAAGAAUGUAUUUAAACUAAACAAUAAUUUAAAUACAUUAUUGCUGUUAUAUGCAUAUGAAAAAAAAAAAAAGAUCUACAUGACUAUAUAUUUAGAAUUCAAAAUAUUAUCUUUGGGCUAUAUUUCAUAAAAGGAACUUCAUGUAUAAAAUUUGUCGGUUUCAAUGGUUAAUUAGUUUAAAUAUAUGAGUUAUUUACAGUAUGUUUCAUUACAAAAAAAGAUUUUCUUUUCUCUUUUCUUAACAGGAACGUGGCUUUGAUGGACGCAUUUCGACCACUAUCGUGGACGGUGUUGUGAGAGAGAUUCAGGGAUUGAAGCAUGAGAGUUUCAAGUUGGAAGAAGCUGCGAGUGAUCUUAGAAAGGCCGCGUUCAAUAUCAGCACGGAGGCAGAGGAGACGUUGACUCACGCUCUUCAGGAACUUGUCAACAGCACACAGGAGCGGUUACACGCUUUUAGGCUUGACGUCAAACGUUGUAAUCAACACGUUUAUGACACGCUGGGGGCCGCUCUCCUAAAGUUUGAGAACAGCCUAAGAGGCGACAUUGAGCAGUUGACUGGUGUGUGUGAGGCUAGACAAGACCUCGAACAAUUAACAAUCCAUGAUGAUAAACACUUUAAGGAUCUCUUUGGUGCAAGGGUUGUCGCGCCACAAUCCACCCACCCAAGAGAAGCAAGUGUGUCGUUAAAACAAUCAACCCCUGUAAGUGAAGCGAGGGUUGAAAAAACAUAUUCGACCAAUCCGAUUGCACGUGAGACUGAGCAUGUGGGUGAUCAAGGGUUAACGAGAACUGGGGCGACCAUUGAGAAAGCGACAACAAUUUCAAAACGAGACAAUAUGGGGAUCCAAUCAGACGCCAGAACACAAGAAGAUGAGCAAGAAACUGAGGAGAAUCUACCAGCACCCAAUGACACGCCACUCAACGAUCACCAGAAAUGGAUGCUGAGGGAAAAUAUGAUGAAGAGAGAAUUUGAAAGGUUUGGGCAUGAAUCAUCAGAACUGUCAAGCCCAAGGAAUUACACGUCCGAUGGCGGUCACUUGGUUUAUUAUCCAGCCUGGAAUCCAGGGGGUAUAAUGGAAACAGGCAACGAUUUCUAUACAUUUUCAGAUCCCGUGUUUGUAAAGGAAGCUCCCAUUGAGAUCAAACUAGUAUUGCAUUUUAGCUAUGGAAAGUUUAAGGUGAGCAUGUGGUAUAAGUCCCUAGAGUUGAACUCUUUCAAAACAGCCAGGCGAUUCCGAGGCUCCGGGAAAAUAGAAAACAGAAACAGUGGCGUCUAUUCGGAACUGUUUACAAUGUAUAAAGGAGGCUUCAAAAGUUUGACAAAAAAUGAAACGGGACAAAUAGAUGCUGAGGUAUGUUUGAAAACAUCACGAGGAUCUUAUGAUGAUGUAACAAUAGAAACAUUGGAGAACAGAAACUACACCACUCUUAAUAUGAUGUUCAUCAGUUGGUCUAUUUCGUUUGAAGAAGAAUAACAGAAGUGUAAAUAAUUAUUUUACCGAUCGCAUAGCCAUAUUAGCAAAUGCGUUUUAUCAUAGCUUAUAUUUUUUAAAAGAAAUUUGAGUUUUUUUAGGGAAAGAUGUCUUAUUUUUAGAUUAGUGAAACAACCCGUUAGAAAUGUUUUAAGUUGCAUUAUAUGCAUAGCCUAACAUGUUGUAGCCAGAUCUAUUAUAAAACUAAUAAUGUAGAUUAAUGUAUUUUGUUGUGGGUUUUUUCCCCCGCAUAAACUCCAUUUGUAAAAAUCCUAAAAUUGACCUCAGAAAAAUACUUCUAUGAUCUAAGAGAUAUUAACAGGAAUACCCAUGAAAGUUAGUGCACUUUUGGACCGUAUCUGGAAAUUUGUUUGAAAGAAUUUCCGUGGACGGAAAAUUGAUCGACGGAAGUUUGAUUGAACGGAAAUUUGAUCGAAGGGAAGUUUGCUCGAUCGGAAGUUUGGUCAAAUUUUUUUUUUCCAAUUCACGCAACCUAAUUUUGCGUCAAUUUUUUUUUGAACGCAUUAUUUUGUUUUACUAUAUAUUAUAUAUAUAUCGUUUUGCACUAGAUUUCCGAAAACCACCAGCCAUUUGGAUAUUAGUCAUUAGAUCAAAUUUACGAUUGUGAUCUAUAAAUACUGUCCCGGAUAAGAAAUGGGAACUGCUACUAAAUACAGGUGCCAAUUAUCUUACGACGGGUUCGUGGGUUAUUUAACCCCCCCCCCCUCAAAGCACCAUCCCCCACACGCACACACACAUACACGGUCUUACAUAAGCCAUGGCCUCUAAGAUCAACUCCAUUCCUCCUUUCCACAAGAAGCUAUAUUAUGCAGACUGUACGUUGAAAGGAACGUUAAAGUUUUUCAGACCGCCGUGCUAUUGCCAUUAAUCCACGAAGCGUUCAUGCGUGCAGCAGCUCACGGCAGACCAUAGGGCAAUAACAUCGCAGAGUGCCCCGUGAGGUAAUAACGUAGCAGAGUGCCCAGUGAGGCGACUGGACACAUUACCUCGGCGAGUAUCCCGUUACUGGCCACCACGUCUGCUGGGAGGCAUCCGGCCAUCUUACGUGACCUCUCAAAGCCAGAAUGUUGAGUGUAUGAAUGUUAUGAUAGCUGCUGACAAGGGGAGUUCAAAGGCCGAAGGUCGGGUCAUAAAAUGUGUGCGCGAAGCUGAGUAAGUCAUGGACAAACAGUGGCUCCGUGUUAAGUUGUGGCUGCUGUCUCUGUUUCUAUGAUUAUAGUCUUUAUGUUACAAUGAUAUGGGGGACAGUGUGAACGUGUGGAGAUUGUAGUUUCGUUUAACCAACUUCAAAUCCGCCACGUGUAGUGACGUUGUUAAGUCGAGAAUGAAAAAUUGCGCCAUUUGCGAAACUCUGGACAUUCAUAAACUGUUGUAUACAAUGUUUAACAUAAUAUGUCAACUGCCCAUUGAUUGUAACUCCAGUCUUUAUUUAACGAAAUAUUAAUGCGUAGCUUUUCAAGUUUUCAGCUAAAAGCUUUUAUUUAAUAAAUAAAAUGACUACAUAUUUAUUUAAAUUUAUAUUUCCUCUUAAGAGACUUAAUUUAGCUGACUUAAUUUAGUUGACUUAAUUUAAUGGUGUUUGUUUUAUUAAAAUAUCGUAACGCGACAAUAUCUCGCAAGAAUUGCAAUAGCAUUUAAGGCGUUGUGCAAAAUAUAAAUAUUUAUAUGCUAACUAUAGCUAUGUUAACAUAUGGAACUACACAUUGAAAGUGUUUCGUGAUUACAAGUCUAACAAAUGUAGGCCUACAUGUUUAUUAUUAUAUGCCAUUUGUAUCAAUGUUGUUGUUUUUUAUUGAUUAUUUGAUAAAUAUAUUAACAUAUUUCCACAUCACUGCAUCGUGAAUGACCACCAGAUUGAGUUGAGUCUAAUUUUUAAUUACACGCCCCUAUGUAUCUUUAACUUAUUAAAAAAUAUUCUAAACUAAUCAGCAGAGAUCUAAAUUUACUACUCUGGUGCAAUAAAAUGAAGUAUUUUUAC